AUGGCAAACGCUCUUCUGGCAUUGGACGUAGAUGUCCAGCUGAUGAUUCUGGAAGUGCUGAGCAAGAGUUCCCCUAAAACCCUGCUGAAUGUUGCGCUGAGCUCUAGAUCAUUGUUCCAAUUUUCAAGGAGCUUCAUUUACCGUGUCAUUCAUUUCACGUUCAAUCGCAGCAGGCGAGAUGUCAACAGACGACUUGUCAAACAGCUGUUGACUGACGACGGUUUGAGCGCCAAAGUUCGGGAGAUACGUAUCCUUUGGGCUCCAUCCGCCAAACUGCAACCCGGGGAAGGUAGCAAGGAGGACCUUGAACUGCUCGGUCGAGCUUUACCAAGAUUGACUGGGCUGAAGACAUUCAUCUGGGACGCCCAGUACCCUAUACUGUCCUGGCUCCUAAAGACCCUCCAAACACACCAUCCGCAAUGCUUGUUAUAUACCCGUCAUCCCGGGAGUCAGGAUUCGGCCCAGACUCUGCCACGCCUAUGCGCCUCACCUUGUCUUUUCUCUUUAGACGUAACACUUACAAGUGGACAGUAUCAAGCUUUCAAAGAACUUAAGAAGGUACUCUCCUCUGCUCCAAAUUUGCGCGACCUUACGAUCGCGUCCGCUUUCAACAUUCCUCACGUUUCACCAGACGAGGUGCAAGGGGAGCCCCAAAUCCUUCUGCUUAGAUCUCUUGAGCUUUACGGCCCCAUUUUCGGCCUCGUCAAACUCCCAAUCGCUUGGCAAAUGUUGGAAAGACUGUCCUUGGACAGUGUGUCUUACCUUCCAACGUUCAUGCCGGACUUUGCUGGGCUCAAAUCACUUCGGUUGCGAGCCGGAGACUCUGGUGGUAACAGUGAGCCUUUGGGUAUUGUUUUGCAAGAAUGUAAAAAGCUUGAAGUCCUGGACUUGACUGGAUUCACCUCCUGUAUCCGGAUAAGCGAGGAAGGCUUGUGGGAAAACGCUGGGAAGACAUUGAUCAAGCUGAGGCUGCAUGAAGACGAAAAUGUAGGCAGAGGGGGUGAAAGACUUGUUUUAUCCUUCGGGGACAUGGGACGCAUAACAAAGUAUUGCCGCAACCUGCGUAGCCUCGGUCUUGAUAUUCAAUGUAACGGGCAAGAGUGGCUCAACAUCUUGAUCGAAAAUCCCCAACAUGACAACCCUACUUCUCCCAAGGCAACAGAAGACAGCGUCCCAGGAAUUUGGCAAUACCUAUGGCAGGAGAUCCACAAUUCUCGGGUUCGCAGAGGCCAUCCGGUCCCCACACCCCGCCUCCGAUCCCUCGAUCUCAUCGCCGGCUCCAAAAGUCCAGCAGCCUCUCGUCUAUAUUCCCUGGACACCUUGCGAGCAGACCAGCAACGCUUCACCUUCGAUCUCUCCGACCGCGACGACGAGGCCCGUCUCGGCGUCGCCCACGUCCACUGCGCCGAGCUCAAAGCGCUCCGUUCCAAACUGUCCUCGGCAGACCCUCUCUGGACCCAUCAGCAAGAACUCAUCAUGAACACCGCGACCGAAAGAGCGACCAAGGGCCCUCAUAUCCGGAUGCCGUUCGUCAUGGACGGCGAAAUGGUCCGCCCGUCACCCUUCUGGGAUCGGCUCGACGAUGACAGGUUUUACCACCGGUGA
Messenger RNA from Letharia lupina, 1605 nucleotides. RefSeq lists its product as uncharacterized. The record is from RefSeq and is a predicted model, not a curated record. The transcript has 3 exons. The coding region runs from base 1 to 1605 and encodes 534 amino acids. NCBI's taxonomy places the organism in Eukaryota, Fungi, Ascomycota, Lecanoromycetes, Lecanorales, Parmeliaceae.